Prorocentrum cordatum is the source of this 2301-nucleotide messenger RNA. Lineage: Eukaryota; Dinophyceae; Prorocentrales; Prorocentraceae. The record is from the annotation of a GenBank genome assembly.
AUGCCCACAGUACCGGGUCAGCAGCCCAUGGCUGGCCGCUCGCAAGCCGACGAUUCCAAGACGGCAGAGGAGCGGAACAAGUGCGCUCUUGCUGACAAAGUGGGCGUACACGGCUAUUGGAACGCCAUCGAAUACUGUUAUGAACGUUACAAGAAGGAGGGCAGACCCGAUCCUCGUCUGGACUUGAACGCCUUGCCGCCGAAAGGGCCGAGGCCUGAGUACGUCGCGGCAGUGAAAUCGAUAGGCAAGGCCCUCGCCUACGUCAUCAAGCCAGAGGCUGCUACGGCUUUCGCCAGGCCUAUCCCGACGAAAACGUGGACAGGCAAAAUCGGGGCUGACAUGUACGAGGGUGAACGGAUGUUCAACGAUGUGGAAUACCUCGUCUCCUCCGACUCCACGAUAGCGUUCCUAAACGCCAAAGGAAGUCCAGAACUUAAUGCCGCCCUAAAGCAACAACUGGAAGGUCGUUCGUCAGGGGAGCGCGUGCACGCCAAGAACGGCGGAAGCCUGGGCGCUUUCCGAGCCAACCUACGUUCCAUGAGCUGGGAGGCGCCCCUUGGACGCAGCAAGACCCGAUGUCGGGUUAUGAUAUGGAACGGCAACGAGCUGUGCGUCUACCACGACGGUGUCCACGGUCGAGUGAAGGGGGCAAGGCGAGAAGACACGCGCUCGGAUUACGACGAGGUGGAGAGAGACGCUCUAUCCAUGAUAGACGACGUCGUGGACGAACAGGCGUAUGUCGCCAAUGCUACGGGCGACGUGCUCGUGAUGCUCGCUCUGGGAGAGAACUACACGUAUGCUGUAGACUUCGCCAAGUACAUAAUCAACGCGGCGAAGGUGUGCUACGAGCUGUGCUGCCCCAUGUUUGACGUGGCGGAUCGCGCGCAGGGUCCGAUGAUGAGCCAUGUCAUGUCCACCAGCGGCCGCCACGUGCGCUGCCAGGUGGGGGAGUUGCUACCAUUCGGUGAUAUUGAAGCGCCGCAAUACAUGCCGCCCGAGUCCGCCAACAUAAACUCGAAGGACUUCUUAUCAUGGUUGGUGGAACAUCAUGACGACAGGCAGGCAUGGGCGGACCGACGCUACACUACAGUGCCGUAUGACGACGGGGUGGACAUUUACGGAAUGGAACUGGAAGCAGGCUCUCCCAUGGAGGCCUUGCCCUUCAACCACAACAUGAAGAAUGUGAUUGGGGCAGUCGAAAAAGGAACGACCCUGCUGUUCACGGCAAAGUCUCGCAGACCAGCGCAGUUCUACGAGGCCGAUGACUGGUACGAUGGGCUGAAAGGACGUGUGGCCGCUCGUGAGUGGGUGCUGGCCAGAAUGCGCCUGGCGCGUUCUCCACGUAGCACGGCGCAGUGCUGCCAGAGAACGGCUAUCGAGUACUUGGUCACGUGGCGUCUGCACACUUCAUCAUUUGCGAAUCUGUCGUGCUCUGCUCUGUUCGAUUGGGGUAAAGCGCGACUUGUUGAACAUGGAUAUUGUGCCAUGCUGGAGAUUCCGUUCUUAUGGCCUGACGGUGUCCAUGACUAUGUCAGGCGGGGAGAGUGGGAAACUUUGCCCCAUGUCACAGACGUCCGGAAGCUCUACGCGCUCCUGAACACUGGUUUAUUCCUCCCUUUCAGGGAGAGAUGGGGUUGGAGGGUCAAGACUGAGCAGGAAGCGAAGGUUAAGCGUCUUGCUGAAGGAGUAUAUGCCUUCGGCGAGACCGACAUGAUUUACGAAUUUCACCAACGUUACAGCCAUGGCGCGGAACUCUGGAGCGACGGCAAUCUAGUAAUCAUGGACUUCAAGGUCACAGCCCCGCUGGCGGUAACAGGUGGUUCCCGCCCCAUCGACGCGGAGACGAAGGGGAAGAAGCAAUGCGUGUGCGACAGGCCUGAACUCAUAGUUAGGAAGUCGCUAAGACUGUACUUCAUGACCUCCAGUCAAGCCAACCAGCGACAGCUCUGGGUUUUUCAUCCGCAGCAUUCCCGCCACUACGAGAUGGACUACAAGGCGCUUGUGGGCCCCUCUCCCGCUCCAGAGGAAGAUGUUGCGCAGUGGCAGAUUGAUAACGCGAUAACCGACCAGAUGCUAAUGCAACAGCCUCGCACGGAUCUCGAGAGGGCAACCGUGCGGAGGCAGGUGCGAAGCCUCUUUCAAUCGACGAGACAGAAGGAUAAUGUUGCCGAGUUCGACCAGCUGAGGAGGAUACACCUACGAUUCCUGGAAUUCGGGGACUGGAUGCACCGUGAGUUGUACUCCGACCUUUUGAUCACCGAGCACUUCGAUGCGCCCAUCCUCGUGGCCCAUGGCCUUCAG